UGUUUCUUACUUCCCCCUCCCCCAUCCGCUCCUGCUGCUGCUGAGGCCGAGACAUGAAUGCGAUGAAUGUGGGGCUCACUUCAAAGCAGAUCGCGAGGGCAGCGAAAGGGGUGCUGUAAUGUCGUCAGGAAAGAAAAAAAACCGCACCGAGGGCGAACGCGAUCUGUUUGUGCAGUCCUGGGGUUUUUACAUGCUGUAGUAGUGCUUAAUUGGGAUGAUCGGUUACAUUGGUGUUUAUAGCGGUUAAAGAUGGCUAAGCGUGCUAUGACAACGUGUUCUCACACUAGUUGAGUCGGAUCAGUUCAGUGUAUCAGCAGAGCAAGCUAACUAGCAGUGUCGGCUAAUACACUUAAAGAUGGUGGAAGUCUUUUUUUCCACCAUAUAUUUUCACUUAUUCAGGAAGGUCUCGCACCGCACGUACGUCCUUUCCUUGCUCAUUAUGCUCUUUGAUGCGUUUGUUUUCCGUUGUGUUUAUUUAUUUAUUUUACUUAUCUGUUUUGGUUUGUAGCUUGUUAGUAGCCUCUUAAUAUCCGCUUAAGUAGUUAUGGUUUGCAGACCUUUGCUUUAAAGCAACAGUGCAGUUGUGAAUUAUGGCUUUAAAUCGACUUGGAGUGUGCAGAGAGGUAAUGCUUAUAAUUUUGUGUCGAGUGUAUUUUGGUGCCGGGUUAGCCCGUUUACAAUCGCCAUUGUAGCUUCCCUUGAAGUUUGAGCUGUUAAAGUUAUUGUUUGGCUUAGACAAGGAUAGCGCAAGGUUUCUUUUCCCUUUAGCUCUAUUAUCAACAACAUCAGACGAAAUGUAGUUGGCAGGCAGUCACAGGUUUUAGGGUCGGAACUUGAAAGUGUUGCAUUUAUGGUUGGAGUCAUAAAGCUGGUCACAGGAGAGUUUUUGUGCCACGAUGGGUCGCCUUUUUGCCCUCUUUUCUUUAAGAUAGAUAUGCCUCAGACCUCUGCAAGAUUUAAUGGCAAUGUUGAGCAUUGCAGUGUUGAAACUAAAUUUCACAUGCACAAAAGUUUUUACACAGCUUUUGAAUUGAUCACAUAAAGGCAAGCACAAGGUGACAUGUGGAAUUUCAUUUAAAAAGCUUAGAUGACAGUUUAAUCAUUAGAGGCAUUCUUUCGCUGUGGCAUUAAUAGAAGUCCGGAUAUAAACUUUCUGCCUUGUGGGCUGUACUGGGACUGGGUGCAUGGACACUGUGAGCAUGAGUGUAAAGGAGAAGGGAUGCUAUCUGACAGACCUGGGUGGCAACUUCACUGAGGAUGCCCCCAGACCCCCGGUCCCUGGAGAGGAGGGCGAUCUGGUGUCCAGUGAUGGACGGCAGUAUGGCCACAGUUUUUACUCCUCCAAGUGCGAGAGCCUCAAGAAUGAGGCCUCCAUAGCGACGCCCAGAAGACCUGACCUGGAUCUGGGCUAUGAGCCCGAGGGUAGUGCUUCCCCAACGCCACCCUACCUGAAGUGGGCAGAGUCCUUACAUUCUCUCCUGGAUGACCAAGAUGGCAUCCACUUGUUCAGGACUUUCCUCAAACAGGAGGACUGUGCUGACAUGCUGGACUUCUGGUUUGCCUGCAGCGGCUUCCGGAAGCAGGAGACUAACGAAGGCAAUGAGAAGAUGCUGAAACUAGCAAAAGCCAUUUACAAAAAGUAUAUCUUGGAUAACAAUGGAAUUGUCUCGAGACAGAUCAAACCGGCCACAAAAAGCUUCAUCAAGGACUGUGUGAUGAAGCUUCAUAUUGACCCUGCCAUGUUUGACCAAGCUCAAACUGAGAUACAGACUAUGAUGGAGGAGAACACCUACCCUUUGUUUUUGAAAUCCGACAUCUAUUUGGAAUACACCAGGACAGGUGGGGAGAGUCCCAAGCUGUUCAGUGACCAGAGCUCAAUGUCAGGGAACGGCAAGGUCUUGCCAGGGUACUUACCGACUCUGAAUGAAGACGAGGAGUGGCGGUGUGACCAGGAACAGGAGCAGCAUCCUGAAAGUGACCCCACCCCCAGCAACAUGCUGACCCAGAAGCUGCUCUUGGAAACUGUGCCUCAGCGGGUGGCCAGCAGUAAAAGAUAUCAGGACAACCGUGAGUACAGACAUGCAUCAUGGAGGGAGCCCAUCAAUCCAUACUACGUGAACACCGGCUACGCGCUGGCUCCCGCCACCAGCGCCAACGAUAGCGAGCAACAGAGCAUGUCCAGCGAUGCCGACACUCUCUCCCUUACUGACAGCAGUGUAGAUGGUGUCCCACCUUAUAGAUAUCGUAAACCACAUCGACGUGAGAUACACGAAAGUGCCAAAGUUAAUGGGCGAGUGCCACUACCUCAUAUUCCUCGCACAAACCGGAUACCAAAGGAUAUUCACGUUGAGCCUGAGAAGUUUGCAGCGGAGCUGAUCAGCAGGCUUGAGGGGGUGCUGAGGGAACGCGAGGCGCAAGAAAAACUGGAGGAGAGGCUCAAGAGGGUUAGACUGGAAGAGGAAGGCGAUGAUGCGGACAUCUCCACUGCCCCCUCUCUGGCCAGUCACCGGAUGCCUCCUGCUGUCCAGGUGCAGCAUUAUGGCGGUCGCUACUCUGAAAUGAGCUACAAUGGGCUGCAGCUACGGGACGCGCAUGAGGAGAACCCCGAGAGCAUCCUGGAUGAGCAUGUGCAGCGUGUCAUGAAAACCCCCGGCUGUCAAUCUCCGGGCACAGGCCGCCACUCUCCGAAGUCCCGCUCGCCAGAUGGGCUGCCCGCGGGCAAGAUGUCAGGGCUGAUGAUGCCACUGUCUGGUGCACAAGGUAAGCACCAGGUUCGGUUAGGUCCAAAGGGCGAGGCAGCGCACCUGCACCAUCACAAACACCUUCACCAUACACACUAUGCUGCUGGGGGAAAGCCCAAAGAGCAAAUGGAGGCGGAAGCCAUGAGGAUGCACGGCGGAUUCGCCUGGAACAUGGAGCAACACCACUAUGGAUCCAAGUUCCGCAACUACGCAGACGGAAUGAGCAUUGGUCCCAGUGCCAUGGACCCCAUGGGUUAUGGCAGUAAAGGUAGCACGCUGUCAAAGCGACCUAUCAGAAAAGAUGAUGCACGAAACCAUGAGCUACGAGAGCCCUUGCCCGUUGAUGACAUGGAGAGGAACCAGAAGAUUUUGCAGUGGAUGAUGGAGGGAGAGAAGGAGACUGGACGCUCCAAGAGGAGUCCUUAUGGGAGUAUCUCAGGCUCCAAGAAGGCCCAGGGACACGAGGUGUCGAGGCCCAGCUCGGUGGAAAGGCCAGGGGCAGUGCACCCUUGGGUUACCGCCCAGCUCCGCAACAAUGUGCAGCCCUCCCAUCCCUUCAUCCAGGAUCCAACCAUGCCCCCCAACCCUGCCCCCAACCCCCUUACCCAACUGGAGGAGGCGCGAAGGCGGCUUGAAGAGGAAAGGAAGAAGUCUGGAACUUUGCAGGCCAAGCAGAGGUAUGUGAUGGAGGUGAUCCAGAGGGGUCGCGCCGCUGUCAGGCCCGCUCUGUUUCCCUCGCUCAGUGUGGUGCCCGCUGUUUCCGACACGGAGCUCUCCGAGUCCGAGCACAAAAAUAUGAAGAAGCAGCCCUGUGAGAACAUCACUGUGGCCUAUUACUUCUGCGGAGAGCCCAUCCCGUACAGGACGUCCGUCAAAGGGAGGAUUGUCACGCUGGGACAGUUCAAGGAGCUGUUAACCAAGAAAGGGAGCUACAGGUAUUAUUUCAAGAAAGUGAGUGAUGAGUUUGACUGCGGUGUGGUGUUCGAGGAGGUACGUGAGGAUGAUGCAGUCCUGCCCAUCUUCGAGGAGAAGAUCAUCGGAAAAGUUGAGAAGAUUGACUGAGACUGUCGGGAGGGAUACGGGAAGGAGAGAAGGGAGGGGGGAAAGGAGGUGCACUGGGAGACGAGGGCUGCAAAGGAGCUGCAGGAUGUGGAGAAUAGGAGGGAGCGAUGUGCAGGUGCUGAAAUUGAUACAGUGUAUGUGGCUGUGCAGGAGAGAGAGGUGCAGAAAAGGGAGGGCUGGGGAAGGUCGCUGCGGCAAGUACACUAUUUACUCUGAGGCUUCUACCUCUGCACAACGGCUUUUAAAGUCAAACAGCUGCUCAGUGCUGAAGUUCACGGAGUCCACUGAGAGCUCUUGGACUCACCGAUAAAUUCUCUCACUUUUGGUAUAUUUCUAACUCGGAAAUUGUAAUGUAGCAAUGUAAAGUUAGACUAGAAAAAAGUACUAUGAAUAUGUUUACUAAAGCUGCAUAUUUUUAUAUGACGUAUCAGAAGGAACAUAUCCUUUCUAAUUUAACAACUCUUGUAAUUUUAUAUGUACUGGUACCAGAUGUGUACAGACUGUCUGUUUAAAAGCAAAAAGAGAAAGUUUUAUAUCUAUUUAAAUAUUUAAAAAAGGCAAAAAAAGAUAAAUCAGUUCACCCAUACCACAGCUGCAACAUUGACCUGACUUAAAAAGGUGUUAAUUUUCACAAGGCUCUGGUUGUGAGAAGCAGAAACCAUAGCGACACUUUAUAGAGUGCUUUUAACUCAUAAACACAUUUUAUUGAUCAGUCCACCUUGUAGAGGGGAGUCAGCCAGCCAGAGCUGCACUUUUCACAGCAUUAUGCAUUGAUGUCAAAGGAGAUGUCGAAUAGCUUUGAGCUGAGGUCCUAUACAAUGAUGCCUUUACAUUGUGCGUGGAUGGAUGAUUGCUCUGUGGCUUUGAAUCCGAUACAAUCCAUUGUCUUGGGCCUCCUCGUUUAGCUGUAGUGCUGUCAUCGAUGUCAUGUCAUGCAUAAUAAUCCCUCCCCUCUUCACACACUGUAUGAUAAAAGGGCCCGUGCAGAUGAACAGACGAAGGACAAGCACACAAACAUCUUCAGACAUUUGAGUUGCAGAACAAUAGCUUUGUAGUUUAUAUCCAAAAUCUACUGAGCCCCUUGAGAACAGGGAGAGAAUUUAUUUUCCGAAAAUAGUUUUGCAUUCCCUCACAAAAAGUAUGCUUUCCCUCUUAAUAGUUUGCAUUCCUUUGUGAUAUGUUUUGCAUUCCCUCGCAAUUAUUUUAGAUCCCUUUGCAAUACCUUUAUCUAUCCCUUAUAAAAAUUAACCAUGGUUUUACUUCAUUGACCAUAUUGUUUUAUCGUAAAACCAUAGUAGCCACAAAUAUGACUACAGAUACCAUAUUUUAAAAGGGAUAGUUCACCCAAAAAUGCAGGAUAGAUUUUUUUUUUUACAAGAAUAUUUUAGCUCUGUAGGUCUGUACAAUGCAAGUGAAUGGUGACCAGAUCUUUGAAGUUCCAAAAACCACAUAAAGGCAGCAUAAAAGUAAUUAAUACGACUCCAGUAGUUUAAUCAUUGUCUUCUGAAGUGAUCCAGUCAAUUUUGGGGGAGAACAGACCAAAAUAUAACUCCUUUUUUUCUGUACAUCUUGCUAUUGCAAUCUCUAGGCACAAUCAUGAUUUUAAGCUCGAAUACACUUACUAGUGCUUGAUCCAUGCGAAGAGCACUAGAUGGGGCUAUAGGAAGUGUAACCGAGCUUGAAAUCAUGAUCGCUAAGGAGACUGCUGAUGUUAAGGUUUAUUGUGAAAAAGGAGUUAAAUUUUUGUCUGUUCUCACCCAAAACUGAUUAGAUCGCUUCUGAAGACAUAGAUUAAACCACCAGAGACUUAUGGACUGCUUUUUAUGCUGCCUUUAUGUGCUUUAUUUUUUAGCUUCAAAAUUUUGGUGACCAUUCACUUGCAUUGUAAGACCUACAGAGCUAAGAUAUUCUUCUAAAAAUCGUAUGUGUUCUGCAGAAGAAAAAGUCAUACACAUCUAGGAUGGCAUGAGGAUGAUUGAGAGAAUUUGUAUUUUUGGGUGAACUAUUACUUUAACCAUUAUAAUUAAGGUAAAACUGUAGUAAUAAUUAUAAUCAUUCUGCCACAAUACAUUACUGUAGUAAAUAUUCACUAUUGUAACACCAUGGUUAAUUUAUGGUACAAGUACAGUGGUUUUUAAAACCAUUAGUUUCUGUAGUAAAACCAUUGUAAAUGUUGUGGUUACUAUGGUUUUACUCCAAAUAUCAAACACCAUACAUGGUUUCUGAAGUAAAGCAAAAUGGUUAAUUUUGGUAAGGACAGGAUAAAGGUAGCCUAAGGAAACCCUAAAUAAUUGUGAGAAAAUGCAGAACUUUGUGAGGGAAUACAAAACUUAUUGCGAGGGAAUGCGAAUUAUAGCAAGGACAAAACUUAUUGUGAGGGAUGUUGAAACUUUCGAAAACAAAGUCCUUCCCUGUCCUCUAAGGGGCUCCCUAAAAAUCUGUAACAAGGAAUGGCAGGAAGGGUUUUCUGUCGCUUUCCAGGUGUUUACAUAUUUUUCACCCCUGUGUUCGAGAGGUGGUCCAUAGCGGUUUGGGGAUGUGUUUAAGAACAUAGAAUUGAGACAAUUUAAGAGGGCUACAUGGAGAUCUUGUUGUAGAAUGCACAUGCAUGUGAUCCUGGGGUCCUAUGUCUACCGAGUGCCAUUGGACAAUAUAACGAUCAUGUUUACACUUACCUUAAUGUAUUACAGAGAAGAAUCAGAUAGAGAAUUGUAGACUUUUAGCUUAACAUGGCUAAAUUUGGUGCCUGGCAAGAAUGAAUUGUUUUUAAAAAUGUAGUUUUAGCCUAACGUGGUCUGCCUUGACGAGAUCAUGAAACACCAAAGAAAACAAUAUAUUAAAGGAGUUGAGUUAUAUCUAAUUGCAUUGUUCGUUUUUAGCAACAAAUAUAAAGCUCCUGCAUAGAGUUUUCAGGCUGUGUAUUGUAACGAAAGCUGGUGCUGAUCUUCGAAGUGUAUUAACCGCUAGGAUGGGGCUGACAAGACAGAGCCAGAUGUGGUGCUGAAGAAAUGUUAGAAUGCUUAUUAUUGUACUGGCAUCCCAUCGUCCCAAGUGUUUAUUUUAGUGUUUAUUUUUAAAUUCCCAUCAUAAUUUAAUAUAAGCUACAAAUCAUCAUCAAAGUCUGUAAAAAAAAAAAUGUUUUAUUUUUCCCUAUUAAUUAGAAUGAUUUUAAUUCUCAGUCAACUUGAACAAUAUGGGUACUUAAUAUGGAAUAUUUCUCAUGUUUGUUUUGAAUAUUUUUUUUUAAAUUAUGGCAUAAUUGUCACAGUGCUUUUUUCAAUGGGGAUGUAAAAAGUUAACUACUGUGAAAAGCCUGGAUGUGAGCUGCUCUCACUGAAUGAUGGAUUAUCUGUACAUAGACAUCACAGAGUGCCUUUUCUGACCAUGCUCAUCUCUGAUCCACUGUCUGCUCUUCUCAGUCCUUGUGUCCAGUACCAGGGACUUGCAUUAUGUUUUAAGUUUCUAAAGAAUUAUUUUUGUUUGUUUGUUAGUUUCCUAUGUGAUGAGCAUCACCACACUUAAAGUCUUUCUAUGUAAAUAUGUAAAUUUUUAUGCGUCUUCAACUACAACCAGCAACCCAGUUUGGAUAUUUAGUGCCCUGGUUCUGCUUAAGUGUGCCGAGUUGUACAGUUGUACAGUUGUACAGUUGUCAUUUUAUGGUACUUUGGACAAUAAAGACAUGUAAUGAAAGAAAUGUGGAUGUCU
Messenger RNA from Myxocyprinus asiaticus (Chinese sucker), 7508 nucleotides. RefSeq names its product axin-1. The transcript is spliced from 12 exons. Lineage: Eukaryota; Metazoa; Chordata; Actinopteri; Cypriniformes; Catostomidae. Bases 1185 to 3803 code for a protein of 872 amino acids. Gene Ontology annotation, biological process: negative regulation of canonical Wnt signaling pathway. The record is from RefSeq and is a predicted model, not a curated record.